Messenger RNA from Dovyalis caffra, 948 nucleotides. The record is from the annotation of a GenBank genome assembly. Lineage: Eukaryota; Viridiplantae; Streptophyta; Magnoliopsida; Malpighiales; Salicaceae.
AUGGUGGUAGACAAUAAUGAGCCUAGCAUGAAUGAUUUCUUCAACCCAAAGCCCAACACUACUGCCCUUUUCACAGAUACUACUGUAACCUCCCUCACAUAUGUAGGACUAAAACACCAUCUUGCCAAAACAAGCUGUGAACAAAGUAGUGGGAGAGAACUCAUCAAGGAGGAAGCAGAAGCAAUGGGAAGUUCGAGAUGGAACCCAACAGCAGAGCAGCUACUAGCACUUGAAGAAAAGUAUAGAUGCGGAACUCGAACUCCAACAACUGACCAAAUCAUACAAAUAGCUUCAGAGCUUCGUACGUUUGGAAAGAUUGAAGCGAAGAAUGUGUUUUACUGGUUUCAAAACCACAAGGCAAGAGAGAGACAAAAACGCCAUCGCCGUCAAGGACAACAAAAACACAAUAAUAUUGAUCAUGAAAGCUUGAAUAAACUGAAAGAAUCAGGGCUGAGGAGGACAGCUCAUGGACUUGAUCAAACAAAGAAUUUGGUACCUCAUUCAAACUGCAGUGAGCAUGCAGGGGGACCUGUUACUGUGCAUGGAGCAGCAAUAGCAGAAAGAGGAACAUAUGGGUGGUCAGAAUUUGAGGAGAGGGAAUUACAACAGAUGAAAAAUAGCGGUCUUGAUAUGCAUGCCAUGCGGCAAACUAUGGAUUUGUCUUCCUCUACUCCCGUCCACCACUUGACAAGCACCAUUGCCACAACAACGUCAAAAUGCUUAAGCCUCGAAGAGAAUGGUUCGCUGUUGAGACCCACCAAGACAGAAACUCAUGCAAAUCAUGAUGAUGAAAUUUGGGAAGUUCAAACUCUUCAGCUGUUUCCUCUUUGCAGUAGUGAUCGUAACGGCACUAUUGGUACCAAGAAAGACAGAAAAGUACCCAUCAGGACCAUAAAUACCAACUUCAGUCCAAGCCAGUAUUUUGAGUUUCUUCCUCUGAAGAACUGA